This is a messenger RNA of Cyprinodon variegatus (sheepshead minnow), 652 nucleotides long. RefSeq names its product nudC domain-containing protein 3-like (gene nudcd3). The record is from RefSeq and is a predicted model, not a curated record. The annotation marks the transcript as partial. NCBI's taxonomy places the organism in Eukaryota, Metazoa, Chordata, Actinopteri, Cyprinodontiformes, Cyprinodontidae. The transcript is spliced from 2 exons.
GUAUUCGUAUUGUUCUGGAACGAGCAAAACAUUUCUAAAGAAGCUGAACUCGUCCCACUUCUCCUCAAACUUGUGUGUCCGGACGGUGUUGUGUUGUCGCUCUGAGGUCUCCUCCGGUUUGUUGGCAGGUGGAACCGUUGAGCGGAGGGAUGGCGUCGCGGCUGGAGAUGACAGAAAUGUAUGACAACGCUCUGCUGGGGAUCCUGCAGCACGUUGGAAACAUCCAGGACUUCCUGCAGGUCUACUUCGGAUUUCUAUACCGAAAAACGGACUUUUAUCGGCUGCUGUCUGGUCCCAACGACAGGAUGGGCUUCCCUCCAGGAGUGGCGGAGAAGAUGGUGCUGAAGACAUUUAGGAUGUUUGAAAAGCUGGCCGAGCAAGACAGAGAGCGAGCGCAGAGCGGGAGGAGAAACGAGGCUCCGCGUGUUCCUCCUGCAGCCCAGGAGCUGGAGGUUACCUCUGAGCCCGGCGAGGCAGCGGCGGAGCAAAGCGGCACGGAGCCGCCCCAGAUGGAGAGCGCCCCCUCUGAUGGAGGAGAAGUUCCCGCUGCAGCAGCCUCAGAUGCUCCUGUCAGAUCAGAAGAUGGCAGCAGCGAUGGAGCAGGAGCCCAGGGAGGCGAAGCAGCAUCCAGCUGCACAGCAACAGCAGACAA